CAUAACCCUACCAGAUCCCAAUAUGUCCACAGACCCUGAUGUACACCAGUCCCUGCAGCCCCCCCAGCCCCUCCAUAGCCCCCCCAGCUACCCAAAUUCACCAGUACAACUCAGUACAGCCCACUGGAGACCAGCAUAACUCAGUACUUCCCCCGAGGAACCAAAACCAGGAUCCCACCAGGACAGGGCAGGAUGUACGCCCCACUGCUGGUGACACUGGUGACACUGGUGACGGUGCCCAUGGGCAUCUCUCCCUACGGCUUCCGCAACUGCAUCCAGGCUCCGUGGGACCUGGGGCUGUUCCGCUGCGUCCAGCGCUUCCUGACCACCGUGGGGGCUGCCGUGGGUGACCUCCCCCCCAACACCACCUCCCUCAACCUCUCAGUCAACAUCCUGCACCAGGUGCCCCCUGACGCCUUUGCCCACCUCCCGCGGCUCUGCACCCUCGACCUGACCCACAACCGGCUGGAGCUGCUGGCCCGGGGGGCUUUCCGGGGGCUGCUGGCACUGGCCCAGCUGGACCUGGCCCACAACCACCUGUCAGUGCUGCCCACGGGGGUCUUCACUGGGCUGGGCAACCUGAGCACGCUGCGGCUGGACCACAACCCGCUGCUCGCUGUGGCCCCAGGGGCCCUGCGGGCGCUGCCCGUGCUGGCCACACUGCUGCUGCGGGGGGGCCGGUUGGGUGCCCUGGGCCCCGUGGCUGCGGCUGUGGGGCACCUUCCCCGCCUGGAUCUGCUCGACCUGUGCGGCAACACCCUGUCAGCACUGGCACCGGGGCUGCCGCCUGCACUGAGGGUCCUGCUGCUCUGCAACAACUCCCUGGGGACUCUGUCAGGGGCGGCCCCCGAGGUGCUGCCCAAGGGGCUGCGGGUGCUUGACCUGUCCUACAACAACAUCUCGGACCCAGCGCCCCUUGGCCGGCUGCGCCUGCACAACCUGACGCGGCUACACCUGGCUGGGAACCCACUGGACGUUGCACGGCUCCUGAGGGUGGUACCCCCGCGCUGCGUGGACGUGUCAGGCCUGCAGGUGGGUGCGGGGGGCUUGACCGAGCUUUGCCAGCACCUUGCGGGGCCGUGGCUGAGGCGGCUGCAGCUGCGGAACAUAGGGCUGGCAGUGAUGCCUGCCAAGGCACUGGCUGACUGCCCGGUGCUGGGUGCCCUGGACAUAUCCGGCAACCGGCUGCAGAAUUUGAACUGUGUGGGGCAGCUGCUGGGCCUGGCACAGCGCGCGGCACUGGGCGAGCUGGUGGCCGAGCACAACCUGCUGCGGUGGCUGCCGUCGUGCCAUGGGGCCCCAGUGCUGCGGCGGCUCCACAACAUGUCUCUGCGCUUCAACCGCAUCCUGGUGGCUGGUCCCCGUGCCUUCGCCAACACUCCGGCGCUGCGGCGGCUGCGGCUGGAUGUGAACGGACUGGCACGGCUGGACCGUGCGGCGCUGUGGGGACUCCACGACCUGCGGCACCUGCGACUCGACAACAACCUGCUCACCGACCUCCUGCCUGGCUCCUUUGCCGACCUGCACCGGCUGCGUGACCUCAACCUGCGCAACAACCGCGUGGCUGUGCUCUUCCCCGGCGCCUUCAGGGGGCUCAAACACCUGCAGACCCUUGACCUGGGUGGCAACAAUCUGCAGCACUUGGCGGCCGCUGCGCUCCAGGGGCUGCCCCAGCUGUGCCGGCUCUACCUGGACCGCAACCGGCUGCUGGAGGUGAGCGAGGCGGUGUUCCGGCCAGUACAGACCACGCUGGGCGUGCUGGACCUGCGCGCCAACGCGCUGCGCUACCUGAGCCGGCGCCCGCGGCAGCCGCCGCCUUUCCGCCACCUGCGCCGGCUCUAUGACCUCAAGCUGCAGGCGCAGCAGCCGUAUGGGCUGCACGUGGUCCCGCAUCGCUUCUUCCAGGGCCUGGGUGCCCUGCGCUCGCUGUACCUGUCACAGAACGCGCUCUCGGCCGUGCCUGCCGAUGCCUUCGAUGACCUGGCGCAGCUACGGUACCUGACACUGGCCGACGGCAGUGGUGGGAUGGGCGCCCUGCCUGCCGGUAUCUUCAAGAACCUGAGCCGCCUGCGCAGUCUGGACCUGGAGAGCGCGGGGCUGCGUGGGCUCGGCCCCGAGGUCUUUGGCAAUCUGACACAGCUGGAGGAGCUGCGCCUGGCCAAGAACGAGCUGCGCGGGCUGGACACGGCGCUUACCACACGCCUGCCCGCCCUGCGCUACCUAGACCUGCGCAAGUGCCCGCUGAGCUGCAGCUGUGCCAACGUCUGGCUGCCAGCCUGGCUGGCACAGGGGCCUGUGCAGGUGGUCUACCUGUACAAUUACACCUGCGGCGAGGCAGGCGGGGCCCCGGCAUACCUGCACAGUUUUGACACACGUGUGUGCUACUUGGACAUGGGGCGGUACCUGUUCGCAGGGACAGCACCGGCCGUGCUGCUGCUGCUGGCGCUGCCGCUGCUGCACCACCGCGGGUACUGGCAGCUGCGCUACCACCUGUACCUGCUGCGGGCGUGGGCACGUGGGCGCUGGCGGCGGGAGCGGCGCCGCUACACCUACGACACCUUCGUGUCCUACAACUCCGCAGACGAGCGCUGGGUGCUGGAGGAGCUGGUGCCCGAGCUGGAGCGCGGGGCCCUGCGGCUCUGCCUCCACCACCGAGACUUCCGCCCCGGCCGCGCCAUUGUGGACAACAUCGUGGAUGCCGUGUACAACAGCCAGCACACGGUGUGCGUGGUGAGCCGCGGGUACCUGCGCAGCGAGUGGUGCUCGCUGGAGAUCCAGCUCGCCAGCUACCGCCUCUUUGACGAGCUGCGCGAUGUCCUUGUGCUCGUCUUCCUUGAGGACAUCCCUGAGGCUGAGCUCUCAGCCUUCCACCGCAUGCGCCGUGUGCUGCUGCGCCGCACCCACCUGCGCUGGCCCAGCGAGCCUCUCGCCCGGCCCCUCUUCUGGGCCAAGCUCAGGGGUGCCCUGAGUGGCGGGGAUGAGGAGGAGGAGGAGGACAGGGAGAGGGAGAGAGGCACAACGGGGACCCCCAGGGAGGUUCCCCAUCAGAACAGCAACUUUCUGCCCCCAAACCGUGAUUUUCUCUCUGGGGAAUGUGCCCUGAGCAGUGAGGAGAAAGAGGAGGAGGAGGAGGAGGAGGAGGAGGUGGUCAGGGAGGAAGGUUGCCCUGACAUGACUGGGAUCCCUGGGGAGAUUCCCCAUCAGAAAAACAGUUUUGUGCCCCAAAAUCACUGGGUUUCCUCUGGGGAAUGUGCCCUGGGCAGUGAGGAGGAGGAGAAGAAGGACAUGGAGAGGGGGGAGAAGGAGGAAGGAUGUCCUGGCAUGACCAGAACCCCCAGGGAGUCUCCCCCUCAGAAAAGCAGUUUUCUGCCCCCAGCUCACUGUUUUUUUUCUGGGGAAUGUGCCCUACACAGGGAAGAUGAUGACAAGGAGGGGGAGUGGGAGGAGGAGGAGGAAAGCUCCAAGGUAAGAGAGCAGCUGCCCUAGAGCAGCCUCACCCUGGUGCAACCAUGACCCCCAGGGACAUUCUCCAUCAAAAAAAAUUGCUUUUUGCCCCCAAAUCCCUGUUUUUCCAGUGGGAAAUGUACCCUGUGCUGUGGGGACAAUGGUGAGGAGGAGGAGAAGAGGAAGGCAAGCUGGACAUCAAUGCCCCCAACCCCAGCAGCUCCAGAGACCCUGGAGAAUGGUCCUUCCUGGAGCCUCUG
Neopelma chrysocephalum (saffron-crested tyrant-manakin) is the source of this 3704-nucleotide messenger RNA. RefSeq names its product toll-like receptor 13. The record is from RefSeq and is a predicted model, not a curated record. Gene Ontology annotation, molecular function: protein binding; transmembrane signaling receptor activity. NCBI's taxonomy places the organism in Eukaryota, Metazoa, Chordata, Aves, Passeriformes, Pipridae. Gene Ontology annotation, cellular component: membrane. Gene Ontology annotation, biological process: immune response; inflammatory response; toll-like receptor signaling pathway.